Amaranthus tricolor (Joseph's coat) is the source of this 1598-nucleotide messenger RNA. Its product is annotated as protein DJ-1 homolog A-like. The transcript has 8 exons. Lineage: Eukaryota; Viridiplantae; Streptophyta; Magnoliopsida; Caryophyllales; Amaranthaceae. Gene Ontology annotation, cellular component: cytosol; nucleus. The record is from RefSeq and is a predicted model, not a curated record. Bases 59 to 1393 code for a protein of 444 amino acids. Gene Ontology annotation, molecular function: protein deglycase activity. Gene Ontology annotation, biological process: protein deglycation, glyoxal removal; guanine deglycation, glyoxal removal.
ACAUGAAAGAAAAAGAUGAAGCUCCAGUGUACCCUUUUUCUACUAGUCUCUCAACCCAAUGGCAAUGGCCACGCGUCACCUGACCUCUUUUUCCCCAUUUACAACUCUCUCGAAACGACCUCUUUUUCCCUCUCCACUUGAUCUUUUUUCCACAUUUCCUCUUUCAUCUUCUCUCAGAUUCUCUUCUACCUCUGCUUCUAUGUCAGCCAUGGCUAUCGAUGCUAAAAAGGUGUUAGUACCAAUAGCAAAUGAAACAGAACCUAUGGAAGCUGUGAUCACCAUUGAUGUCUUGAGAAGAGCUGGAGCUGAUGUGACUGCAGCAUCUGUCGAGAAGGAGCUCCAGGUUGAUGCUUGUCAUGGAAUGAAGAUUGUUGCUGAUGCAUUGAUAAAUGACUGCAGUGAGACUGUUUUUGAUCUGAUUUCUCUACCUGGGGGCAUGCCAGGUGCUGCUGCUUUGAAAGAUUCUGCAACCUUAAGAAGCAUGGUGGAAAAGCAGGCUGCAGAUGGUCGUCUUCAUGCGGCAAUCUGUGCUGCCCCAGCUGUUGCCUUGGGUUCUUGGGGCUUGCUUAAAGGUGUAAAGGCUACGUGUUACCCUUCUUUUAUGGAGCAAUUGUCAUCUUCGGCAACUGCAGUUGAAUCAAGGGUUCAACAGGAUGGUAAAGUUGUUACAAGUCGAGGACCGGGUACUGCUAUGGAAUUCUCGGUGGCUCUAGUUGAGCAAUUAUAUGGGAAGCAGAAAGCUGAUGAAGUUGCUGGCCCACUGAUAAUGCCACCGAACAUUGGAGGUGAAUUUCUAUUCAGGGAGCUGAAUUCAACACACUGGACAUUUGAUGAUGGUCCAAAGAUUCUGGUACCUAUAGCUGAUGGUUCGGAGGAAAUGGAGGCUGUCAUAAUUAUUGAUGUCUUAAGGCGAGCUAAAGCAAAAGUUGUGGUAGCCUCUGUUGGAGAAAAGCUAGAGAUAUUGGCUUCUCGGAAAGUGAAACUUGUGGCGGAUGUACUUCUUGAUGAGGCUGCAAAGUCCUCCUAUGAUCUCAUUGUCCUGCCGGGUGGACUCGGUGGCGCACAAGCAUUUGCAGCCUCAGAGAAGUUGAUUGAGAUGCUGAAGAAACAGAGGGAAUCAAACAAACCUUAUGGAGCAAUAUGUGCAUCCCCAGCUCUAGUCCUUGAACCUCUUGGCUUGCUUGAGGGCAAGAAGGCAACAGCGUUCCCUGCUAUGUGCAAUAAGCUAUCGGAUCAGAGUGAAAUAGAAAACAGGGUUGUUGUUGAUGGAAAUCUUAUUACUAGUAGAGGUCCAGGCACCAGCAUGGAGUUUGCACUUGCAAUUGUCGAGAAGUUUCUUGGUCGUGACAAAGCUCUCGAACUUGCAAAGACAAUGUUGUUUGUUCAUCCAUAAACCUUUUUUGCGUUUUGUAGCCGAAUAAGUUGCCAUUAUCUAGUGGGUUAUGAAUGUGUCGAGUUAAGCGGGAACUAUCAAUGUAAUGUGGUAACCGGUUUUCGUUCGUUUUAAGAUGUAGUUUCAAUUUUGAAUUAUGCCAUGCCGUAUAAUGUGGAGAUAAAUUUGUUAUGAUUCAUGAUUAAUCGAGGAUAAUUAGGAUCGA